Echinostoma caproni is the source of this 2763-nucleotide messenger RNA. The record is from the annotation of a GenBank genome assembly. NCBI's taxonomy places the organism in Eukaryota, Metazoa, Platyhelminthes, Trematoda, Plagiorchiida, Echinostomatidae.
AUGACCAAUACAAAACCGCUUGAAGACGGCAACCCGUCUUUUGUGACUUCUUGUGGACCAACACGGAUACAAUGUUAUUUAUGUGAUUUACCCAGAUACCCAUGGGCUAUGCUGACGGAAUUUUCCGAGGCGGUUUGUCGAGGCUGUGUGAAUUAUGAGGGGGCCGAUCGAAUUGAGUGUGUGAUUGGACGAGCUCGACUGAUGAAAAUGCACUGUUUGCCCCAAAUGUUACCUCCUUCCCGACUGAUUUUGGAAAAACUGGAAGAACUGAACGGGGUUAAUCCGACGGCUCCAUUAUUGACGGAAAUUCAAACCGGCAACACGAGAUCGCUGGCGGACGAGAAUAUAGAGCGCCCUGGUUUGGAUAGCUUUGACUGGUUUAAUGGAGUUCCCAUGAACGAAAUCAAAGAUCGACCGGGAGGUCAGAAUUCUGAAUCAAACAGAUAUGAUAGACGAACUAGUUCUGCCGAAACAAGCAAAUCAUCUUUCAGUUCACGUGCACCAGAAAUGGGGUCAGUGGAUCCUUCCAGUCUUAAUCAGGAUCAAGGACACGCUAGCACAAAUCUUACGAACAGGUUUCCAGCAUGUUUGUUCAAAGAUUUGGCGGCAUUUAAUAUGAGCCGAAACAUGAUGUCUCGAGCCACAGAAAACAGUCUGUUCACCGGUACACUCAUCAACUCGUCACUGUUGAAACUGCAGCACUCCGCCAGACAAAAGCUUACCGGAUCUCAAUUAUGGGCCAAAGCUACUGCUCAAACAAAUUCCAGAGAUCCUGUAUCAAGCUCACCUGAGCUAAGUCCCGACUCGAAAACACGAAUGGGCGAAGAUCUUGGGCAACAAACCUCAGACGAAUUGGGAACCGUAGUUCCGCAACCGCUUUCCUUCCCUCAUCCCAUAGGAGCACAUACUUUACCGGGUGGGUUAAACAAGGGAGUGAUUGUCAGUCCAACUCAACAAUUCUAUCCCCUUUCUGGUACAAUCAAUCGAGACUGUGCAGACUCUGUAGAGGAUCUUUCUCCCACAUCAAACGGGAACAAUUCUUUGCAAAACCAGUGGAGUGCGUCCAUGUUGCUAACCUAUUUUAAUUUAUUGAACGGAUUAUUUCGACAGUCGGGUUUGGAUGGGACCACUUCUGAUCAAGGAGUAUUGCUUAAUUUCAUGCGUUCAUUAUUGUCGACAGGGCAAAUUAACACAAAUAGUCAACCAAUAGAAUCAAACGGAUUGAAGAGUCCAAUAAGGAUUCGAUUACGCGAUCGGCCUUCGAUACAAGCAUUUCUUCUGGGUUUAUCACCUCAGCCGAAAUUGCCACCACUCAUUGCUGAGGACUCGGAUCUCGGAACUGGUCCUGACCGCUCGAUAGCUGCACAUACUGUUCUGUUUGAAUACCCUGUAGGGUCGAAACGUAUGCUAACCGGUGUAUUUAGCCUUUUACGUCAUAUGGAUCCAAGCGGAUUUGAAGAAGACCAUCCAGAUAUCGAUCGGUUAGAGUAUGAAGUACCACGAGCUGGACCAACUACUUGGGCACCUGUGGUCGAUUUACUUCAAGCUAUUGAUGAACUGGUUGGUAGUAGUGGUUCGACAUGUCAACUAGGGACACAGAAACCCAGUUCGGCUGCCGCGGAAAUCCUAAGCACCGAUCGAAUGUCGGUCAGUCGCAAGCAAGCACCAUUUGAAAAGGAUAACUUAUCCACACCUUUGGCUCAGUGUUUAUUACCAAACGGUGCCAAAAAGCGACCGUCAUCAGAUACGACUCACCCGCUCUCCGCAUUGGCCAAAACACCACGAUUGGGUUCGAAAAUUCGUGCUUCACUGUCGGGUGUUGGGUUGGAAGAAAAUUGCACGAUAGUAGCUGGAAGUACUGGUGAUGUGGUGCGAUAUCCGCCACCAAGCGAACCCCAGCCCAGUUCCAAAUUCAGACCAAACCCACCGAAUUUGCCACGUGGUUCGAACAACAACAACAAACCAAUUUUAUGCAGUUUGUGUCCCCGUCAUUUGGAAGGGAGUCACUUUGUCCAGUGUCCGGCCCAUUUCGAGCAUCGAUUCUGUUUCCCUUGUGCUCGAGCCUAUCUGGAACAGGUGAUGCUAGCUCGUACAGUCAAUAAUAUGUCUAGCACUGACGGAGAGAAGCCCUCGACCAAUCAAAUCCCGAAAUUGACAGAGAUUUAUUGUCCCAGUGGUAAGAUGUGCACUCUGCCUGGUUCAAAAUCCCCAUGGGCUUUUGUGGCUUCGGAAAUUGCAGCAAUUAUAGGGAGGGCCCCGCCGUUCAUUGAUUCUACUGGACAAUGCAAGACGGAUCUAAUUUCGCAUGAAAAUCCCGCCUCCGUAAAAGCUACACCCAAUCCAGAUUCCCUUACCUCUUGCCUAACCCGUUCAACAAACGCUUCCCCAGGAAAACUCAAAGAUUCUGGUGAAGAUCAGGCUGGGUUGACACCGUCUUCUACCUCGUCCGACAAAAAUGCCACUGAAGGGAGAACGCGCUCGAAUACGAAACCAAGCUCCAAUGUGAAAUGCAGCAGUACUGGUAAAAGCGAAACACUGACAUCGAAAAUAAAAUCAGUACGUUCGACAAUAAAGUCCACGGACGCGAAUUCUAUCGAAGAUGCUAACAGCAACUCUACGGCCGGUAUAUAUCCACUUGACGGGUCAUCGAAUUCCGAGGUCACGGGUCAUCAGUCUGCAGCAAGUGCCAAGAACUCCUCCAGUCCCAUCACACAUUUACCCACUUCAAUUGGUUUGGAGGUUGGUUCCGUGGCACAAACAUAG